Molecule: messenger RNA, 968 nt
Organism: Quercus lobata
Lineage: Eukaryota; Viridiplantae; Streptophyta; Magnoliopsida; Fagales; Fagaceae
Product: Late embryogenesis abundant (LEA) hydroxyproline-rich glycoprotein family
Exons: 1
Coding region: 31-798 (255 amino acids)
Biological process (GO): defense response to other organism
Cellular component (GO): plasma membrane
Source: RefSeq, a predicted model, not a curated record
GAAAGCAAAGGGAAAAAGGUGCAAAUUCUAAUGUCUAUACCAAUGGCAAAUCACCAAAGAAUUCAUCCAGCAGUGGGUGUGGAAGCUCCACCAACAACUCCUUUGGUGUCUCGUGGUUCAUCUCUAUCAGAAAAAGGUACUCCGGCUCGGCCUCACGCUCCUAUACAAAUGCGUACUGUUCCCAUUCCGGUGAGCCAUGCCAAUCCACCAAAAAAUGGAACUGGUUGUUGCAAAUGCAUAUGUUGGACAAUUAGCCUCCUUGUUCUCCUACUAGUUAUAGUUGGAGCCACUGCUGUCAUUCUUUACUUCGUCUUCCAACCAAAACUCCCUACAUACUCGAUUGAUAACUUGAACAUAAGCCGAUUAGGCCUCAACAUUGACAUGUCCCUGUACGCUGAAUUCGACGUGAAGAUCACAUCCUACAAUCCCAACAAGAAAAUUGGAAUUUACUACGAGAGAGGAAGCCAAUUAAGCGUGUGGUAUACAAACACAAAGCUUUGUGAUGGAUCACUACCAAAGUUUUACCAAGGUCACCAAAAUAAGACUGUGCUUCAUGUGCCCUUGACUGGACAAACACAAUACGGUAGCACUUUGAUGACAGCCCUGCAGCAACAACAACAAACGGGUCAAAUUCCCUUGGAUCUUAAGGUUGAUGCACCUGUGUCAAUCAAACUUGGAAAGUUGAAGCUGAAGAAAGUCAGGGUCUUAGCGGACUGCUUGUUGGUUGUAGAUAGCUUAUCUGCAAAUAAUGCCGUCAGCAUUAAAGCUAGUAAUUGUAGGUACCGUAUGAAGCUUUAAAUUUAUCUUUCCUGUCCAUUAUGUAAGGCCUGCUCUCCUCGUCUGAACUUUGACUUUUUUUUUUUUUUUUUCCUUUCACUUCUGUAUCCCAUUCCCAUGUUUUAGAAGGUUGAUUCUUUUUUCCAGCAUGUAUUGUAUCACUGUAGUUACAGUGGCUUUGCCCCUCUCUC